Notodromas monacha is the source of this 5347-nucleotide messenger RNA. The record is from the annotation of a GenBank genome assembly. Lineage: Eukaryota; Metazoa; Arthropoda; Ostracoda; Podocopida; Cyprididae.
AGCUGAUCCACAGUUCUUGGCGUACGAGUGUGUGACUCCCAGGCGAUGUGAAAACGCGUGCUCUCUCAUGAAUCGUGAAAAAGUUGCCUAUUCGUUGAUCGGAGUUCUCGAUAGUUCUGGGAGUUACGUCUCAAAGCCAGUUAUGGGAGCCUCCGGUGGUGGAUUACUAGGUUGAAGUCCCGGGGUUUCCGCGUGUCGCAAUAUUCAGUGUUAUUUUCACGCUCCUGGUCUGCAAGAUUAGUAAAUACCAUUUGAUGAGAAGCUCUACAAUUUGAGCCUGGAAACUGCGGUUUUCCGCGUGCCGAGGUACCCUCGGAAGACGUCAAACAUUGUCAAAAUCCACGGAUUGAAGUGACGUCACGUCUCAUUGUACAGUCUGGGAAUUUCGUUUUUCAACAGUCUCAGGAUGAGCGAUAAAUCAUACCCUGGUUCGAGUGUCGUAGAGAGUACUCCGAAGAAACUCCCGGGCAGACAUGCACAGUACCGCAUUGUGAUGGAAGUUGCAUGUGUUUUGGACAUCCAAGCUAACCCAGGGAAAGCCCUUGCCCGCCGAAAAGCACUCGACGAUGUUCGGAAUGCCUGUAAUGCUGUUGGAGCUGCUUUCACACACAUACUAUUCGAGAAGUUGGAUUUCGGCGAAACAAACGUACUGGAUACGUUUUACAACUCCGAUGUCAUCAUUGUUGACUUGUCGAUUCCUGUGCAACAGUCAACCCUGUUCUACCAUCUAGGUGUGCGAGAAAGUUUUGAGAUGAAGCAUAACAUUAUCUUGUACAACGAAACCGAUUCUGCGUUGACUGAAUCACUGAAGCAACUUUGUGGCAGAUAUCCAUUCAUUCCAUACGCGUAUAAUGAAGCAAAAGGCACGUGUGCUGUUGCGGACACGGCUUUGCGCAUGGCAACUGAGCUAAACGCAAGUCAAGAAGUUCUUCCAGUGAAGCCAUUUUCUUUGGCGAGCAAGAUUUGCGGUUUGCUUCAGGACGUUGAAGUGCAGUCAAAAGCUCACAUGAAAGAAAAGUUUUUGGCUGAUUUACGUCAAACGAGGGAGAAAUACAAUGCCAAAGACCUCCAAAAGGCACUUCAUAACCUCCGCAAGCGUCUGGAUGAUCCUGAUUUGCUUUCGGGAGAUGUUGUACUCAACAUGUUGAUAUCAUUUCGAGAGAUUCAGGAUUACGAAGCUAUGGUACAGCUCGUGGAAGAUCUCAAAGCUUUACCGAGUCAUAGGAACUGCACCAGUACUCCUGCGAUUAUAUUCCUGUAUGCCUUCGCUUUGAAUCGUCGAAAGUGCAAAGGGGAUAUUGAAAAAGCGCUGAACAUCAUUAAUAAGGCCUUGGAAAAUGAAGAGAACCAUGUGCCAGACAUCGUUUGUUUGUGCGGGAGGAUUAACAAAGAUAAGUUUGUGGAGUCGGGUUAUGAGGAUCAAGAGGCUCUGCAGAAUGCAAUACACUGGUACCGCAAAGGUUUUAAAGUACAGCCGAAUGAAUAUGCAGGAGUAAACCUCGCAACUCUGCUUCGAAUUGCCGGCAAUGACUUCAGCACUUCUUCUGAGCUGCAACACGUUGGUCUGGUGCUGAACAACUUGAUCGGCCGUAAAGGUAGUUUAUCGAGCCUGAAAGAUUACUGGGAUGUUGCGACAUUUUUUGAAAUCUCCGUGCUUGCUGAGGAGCACGGAAAGGCUGUUCAAGCUGCAGAAUGCAUGUUCAAUCUCAAACCGCCUGGAUGGUAUUUGAAGUCCACUAUUGGCAAUAUCACCCUGAUCAGCAUGUUUUGUAAGAAGCCCGAGGAGGAUUUGUCCCGUGAUGAGCAUUUAUUCAAUUUCUGGCUGGAGUACUUCGUGGAAGCUACGAAGACGAGCGACCAGCUUUCAGACACAAUUCGCUUUCCGAUCGUGAUAAAAGAAGCAAAUAAUGAAUUGAUGCCAUCGCACAUCAGCGUCAAUCUGGACGACGAAGAGAAAUCUCUGCAGAUUUUCAACCUAUGUGUGGAUCACGAUGAAAGGAAAUGCCAUUUGAUUCACGAUUUUCUUUUCACUGCCAACUCCAUUCGGGGUGUGAGCAUGUACAAGAGGGACGAACGAUGCUUGUACCUCUACGUACACCAGAACUCAGACGAUUUCCAGAUUUUUUUCCCUUCCGAAGACUCGAGAUCCCGGUUUUUUGAGUUGAUGCAACAAAUGGCUGAUGAUCCGGAUUCUAGCUUUCCAAAUCUGGAUGCUCCGCUUCAGGAUUUGCCGCCAAUCUCAUAUGAGUAUGAUUUGGAUGAGUCUGGGAAGAAAGUUUUGUUGGGGAAAGGCACAUAUGGGGAAGUUUAUGCAGCCAGAGAUCUGAACACACAAGUUCGUAUUGCAGUCAAGGAAGUUCCUGAGAUCAAUCUGGGUGAUGUGCAGCCAUUACAUGAAGAAAUCAGGCUUCAUUCGCAAUUGAGGCACAAGAAUAUCGUGCAGUACCUGGGUUCGAAGUCUGAAAACGGUUACUUCAAGAUUUUCAUGGAACAGGUUCCUGGAGGAAGUCUUUCCGCAUUGAUUCGCUCCAAAUGGGGUCCAAUGAAGGAGAAUGAGGGAACGAUCGCCUUCUACACGCGACAAAUUCUGGAGGGGCUCAAGUAUCUCCACGACCAGAACAUCGUUCAUCGUGAUAUCAAAGGAGAUAAUGUUCUCGUGAAUACCUAUUCCGGUGUACUGAAGAUCAGUGAUUUUGGCACCAGCAAGCGCCUUGCCGGUAUUUGCCCGUCAACGGAAACAUUCACGGGUACCCUGCAAUACAUGGCGCCUGAGGUCAUUGAUAAAGGACAACGCGGAUAUGGCCCACCGGCGGACAUAUGGUCUCUCGGCUGCACGAUAGUGGAGAUGGCUUCCGGUAAGCCGCCGUUUAUCGAGCUUGGAUCUCCGCAAGCUGCGAUGUUCAAGGUGGGGUAUCACAAGUCGCACCCGAGAAUACCGGAAGAACUAAGUGAACGUGCGAAGAAGUUCAUCUCGCAGUGUUUCAUUCCAAACCCAGAUGAACGACCCACCGCGGGCGACUUACUUCAGGACACAUUUCUUGAGCUCCCAGGCUCAAGGAAGAAGCAGCAGACGAAUCGGCUGACGACGCAGAACAGCCUGGUUGAAUUCAAUCGCAGCAUAUCCGUUCCCGGGGAGCGAGUACGUGUCGGACUGCGAGCUUCCGGCGAAACUAUCACCCGGGAAUCGUCACCUGCAUUGACCGACACGUUGUCCGUUGCCGAAAACGAUCUUAGUCGAGAAGUGACUCCGCCUGCAUCUGUUCCAAACUCCUCGCGGGGGCAGAAUUCCGCGAGAUUCCCCAACGUGGGUGGAUCUCCUGCUCCAGUUUCUCCGGAUUUGGGGAUUUGGAGUAUGUCUUCGAGGCGUCGAUCUGUGGAAAGGGAUUCUUUCUCCCCGAGAAUGCUGAUCGGAAGGGUGGAAGAUUCUUGGCCUGUGUUUCGUAGCCGUAGGACUGGGUUUCGUCCUUUGUCAGCGGAUGUUGACGACUACUACAAGCGGCGAGCGUCUUCCGGCAGCCGUGGGGAAGGCGUAGUGCUCAGUCCGGAGAUCGUAGACUCGAAUGGUAACACUUCAACGGCGACUGCGAGUCUCAUUCACUCUGGGAUGACAACCCCGAGGACUCCGACGUUGAGCCACGUUCCUGGUUUCCGUCACAGAGAAACUUCGAUCACUUCGACGAUCGAUGGACCUAAGGAGCAAGAUGGAUUUUAUUUGCUCAAAAAGGAUUCGCAGAGGCGUACCACGUUAGGGCGUGUCUUGUCUCAGGAUGAGAAGCGGAUUUGUGAGAUCUGGUUGAGUAUGAUCGAGGACCAAGUCGGGGAGCCGCUCGUCAGUCAGGAAAAUCUACAAGAGUUAAUGAAAAGCCUAAAGUCGUUCAUCGCCGACCAGAAUAAACAAGCUAUUGGUGACGUGGUGAAGUCGUUGAAAGAAGAGCUCGAGUACGACGGGGCAAGCAUCAAUCAACUGCAGAUUGCGCUUUAUUUGUUCACCGAAGCUGUGAACGUUGUUCUGCGAUCACACUCCAUUAAGCCACAUUGGAUGUUCGCGUUGGACAAUUUGAUGAGGACUGCUGUGCAGGCCGCCAUCAUGGUCCUGUCGCCAGAUCUCGGCGAGAAUCUUGCUUCGAGCUUGGCUGAGAGGAAAAUGAGUCGCUGGGAGAGGCAGGAUUCCGAUUCUACUUUCUACAAUGUUGCGCAAGAGGAUUCUCUUGCUUCAUCAUCACACACUACUGGGCCUUACUUGAUGGAACGAAGUAUCCAGCCCCCUACGCAUAUGACGAUUCCCGAAGAGCCUGCGAACUGUGUCGAGACUGCAGACGCUGUUCUGAAGUCUCCUGGUUCGUGUGACCCAGGUUCUUUGAUGGAUCAGGACAAUGUCGAUAUGGGCACCGGCAGUGCAGACGGCGCGGGCAUCCGUGGGAAUGAAGCUGUUUUGCGACUGCUUCGGGAUCAAACGCAGAUGCGAGAUGAGCUCCUUUCACUGCGAAGGGAAAACCGUACGAGACCAACUGAUUUGAACUUGUAUUUGUGCGUCAAUUUAACUGUUGAGUUUUCGAAUAUUCCGGACUCUCUUGCAUCUGUUUUCCUUCCGGUUUUCUUGGUGUUCUUGGCCGCUCUGUUCUCUGAUGAGCGAGUUCCUUUUCCGGUUCAUUUGCUCAGUCUAUUACUGAAGCGGCUUGUGGAUACCGAAGCGAAUAUGAGGGAUGCUCUGAUGGGUAUUUUCGAGGAUCAGAAGAAGGCGAGGGCGCGGCUCACAUCGAUGCUGAACGACUCGUCACAAGAAAAUGCUCGAUGUGGUUGUUGGUCUGGUCGUCGAGAAGCCCGCGAUGAGAGCAACAACAACAAUUUGAGGAUCCCGGUUCCUGGGCCAGAUUACGCCGACUCUGGAACCGGCACCGUUAAUUCCCUCGCCAGCAUUUCGGGAUAUCACGAUCUCCAGGACUGGCUAAAAUCCCUUGGUGUCGACGAAGCUUCCAUUCAGAAGUUUUGUUCGGAAGCGUUUGUUCUCAACGACGUUCUGGAGCUUAUGGAACGGGAAGAUCUUCGAAGGUUGGAUCUGAGAGGAGGCAUGGAGCUUAGGAUCUGGAGAGCUAUUUUGGAUCAUCGUAAUCGUGAGAAGCAGAAGGAGGAAGAGAAGAAGAAGAAGAAGCUGAGACUUUGCCGGACGGCUCGGCCACGUCUUCGUCCUCAGGAAAAAAUGAGCCGUCGCUCGCUCAAGAAAAGCUCCAAGAAGCGGAACGUCAUUUCCACGAAAAGGCUGAUCAGUGGAAGAGAAAUUUCGUAUCCCGGGAACAGCAAUCUGACAAUUGCCGGGAUGAUGAUCCCCAUUGCAGACGUCCAGUUCUGA